Messenger RNA from Stylophora pistillata, 1482 nucleotides. Its product is annotated as allatostatin-A receptor-like. Gene Ontology annotation, molecular function: G protein-coupled receptor activity. Lineage: Eukaryota; Metazoa; Cnidaria; Anthozoa; Scleractinia; Pocilloporidae. Gene Ontology annotation, biological process: G protein-coupled receptor signaling pathway. Gene Ontology annotation, cellular component: plasma membrane. The record is from RefSeq and is a predicted model, not a curated record.
UUAAGAGAGCAGAAAAACAACGACUUUUUGGGAUAAUAACGUCGGAUCUAUUCUAGAAUUUUGAAAAUGUCUUCAUACUCAAACGCGUCCGAAAGUAAUGGCACAGAGAUGCCGUUCCCAAGUUGCUACACUAAAAGUGGCCCAUCAGCUGAAAAUAUUGGCAAAACGUUAGCCUAUAGCUUGAUUUUUUUUGUUUCGUUGGCUGGAAAUGCUUUCAUUGUCAUUAUUGUUUACAAGGCGAAAACCAUGAGGAAAACAAUCAACUUUUUUAUCGUGAACAUGGCAAUCUCCGAUCUUUUGCUCCCAGUUUUCGCGAUUCCACUUACUGUGACAGAGUUUUACACUGACUCCUGGCUGAUUGGUGGAGCGUUUGGUCAGGCCACGUGCAAACUGGUCUCCUUAUUCGAAGAUGUUUCCACUGCUGUGUCCGUUCAAAGCCUGAUUCUUAUUACAGUAGAUCGAUUUGGAGCAGUGGUCGUUCCUCUCCGCUCUCCACUCAUCACUCCCAAGCUAUGCUUGUUCAGUGUGUUUUCCACUUGGGUCGUGGCAAUUGCGAUGUUCUCUCCGUAUCUGUUCGCCGUUAAACUCGUCAGUGUUACUCCUGGGAAAUUGACAUGCACCCUACUUUGGAAUGACACGUUUGGGGAAUCUUCCAAUCCCAUAUUCUUUUUCUUAGCUGCUUUGGCUAUAUUCCUAUAUAUACCUUUUUCCCUGAUGAUCAUACUGUAUUCAAUCAUACUCGUGAAGCUCAAAUCCCAGAAGCCUCCAGGAGAACAUUCAAUCAAAGUUAAGAAACAUUUCAUCAAGAGACAGCGAAACGUACUCAAGAUGGCCACUGCUAUUGUAAUUGGCUUUGCAGUUUGUUGGAUGCCAGUUAGUAUCUACAACGUUCUUUCUCUCCUAGUAUGGGAUACAACUAAACUAUUAUCGUGUAAUAUGCUGCAAUAUCAUUUUAUCGCAUCAUUUAUAGGUCGCGCAAACUGUGCAGUAAAUCCUUGUAUUUGCUUUAUUUUCAGUGAGAAUUAUCGUCAAGGGUUAAAGAAUAUUUUUUAUUUUUUUAGCCCGCACUCGGAGUGGAAUUCAAUUUUCCGCAAAAGGAUAGAAUUUUCCCAUCCCAAGAAGUGGUUCUCGAAUAAAAGUACGCGCCAUUCCUUGAUUGUCGAUGACCAGCCAAGUAAUAAUUUGGUGAUGAUUACGCCAGUUUGACAUUGAUAUGCUUCUCGUCCAAAAUUUUUUGUCAGGGGAGAGGGGAGGGGUGAGGAUUAGUAACGGCCAGCCACCCAGUUCUCCCUCAAUUUUCACCAGCUAUUACUCGUUUCUCCUGCAUGACAAAAAAGAAACGCGGAUUUCUGGGAACAGAAAAACUUUAUUAGUUGAUUUGCGACCGAUGUGCUCAUUUGCCGUUAUGGUUGUCUAAUUCAAUCAUAUCAUUUUAUGAUAGUUGCUUGUUAGCAGUGUUUGCCAAAGACAACCUCUAACUUG